UUUCAAGUGUUAAGAUUCGAUAUACGUGUAAACAGUUUUUAAAUGUAUCCUAAAAUGUAUGUUAUCUUUUUAUACUUUUUUGUCUAUUUCCAAGUAGCAAACGCCGGCAAGUUAUCUGAAGAACAAGUCAAAUGUGUUUAUAGCAUGGUACAAUGGUCUCAUGAUUUCAAUAGAGACGACGGAGUUAACAAAGAUGAAAUACAAAUAUACUUGAAGAAAAAACUGACCAUAUAUGGAAUAACCGAACAAGAAGUCGAUGAAAUGACAAGCGAUUUUCCAGAUACAUCUGUCACAUUAAAACAGUUUUUAUCGCUUAUGGACGGUUAUGAUAACAACAUUGUGGACCCUAGUUUACCAAUAAAAGUCGAUUAUACAGUGCAAGUUAACUAG
Messenger RNA from Adelges cooleyi (spruce gall adelgid), 390 nucleotides. RefSeq lists its product as uncharacterized. The transcript is spliced from 3 exons. NCBI's taxonomy places the organism in Eukaryota, Metazoa, Arthropoda, Insecta, Hemiptera, Adelgidae. The coding region runs from base 43 to 390 and encodes 115 amino acids. The record is from RefSeq and is a predicted model, not a curated record.